Molecule: messenger RNA, 759 nt
Organism: Parathielavia appendiculata
Lineage: Eukaryota; Fungi; Ascomycota; Sordariomycetes; Sordariales; Chaetomiaceae
Exons: 2
Coding region: 1-759 (252 amino acids)
Source: RefSeq, a predicted model, not a curated record
AUGGCUCCCCUCUUCGACUCACCUCCACCCAGCCCAGACCCAUUUUCACGGCCCCGGCCACGGCCGCCGAGGUCGCCAGGUCACUCAGCCAAGAUCAGAGCCCAGAACAGAAGGAGGGCAUAUCUGGAGAACCACCCAAAUUACUUCCAGUCAGACGAACAUGAGCUUGCAGAGCGCGAAGCCGAGGGCCGCGCAAAGGGCUACGCCCGCGUACUGGAAGGAUCGCUGCUGCGGGGCGAGGAAAGGCUGGCCAAGCUGCGCGAGCAGACGGUCGACAAGAACGCAGAAGAACCACUACCCCGUCCAGUAGCAACAGGUUGUUCUCCCUUUUCUUCUACUACUGUGACGACGCCUUCGUCCUGCAGCAGCGGCAACGGCAACGGCAAUGGCGGAGGUGGUGACGGUGGUAAGGAAAUCACGGCAGAAGAUAAUGGAAAGGGAGCGAUGUUGCGAGGGACGACGACCUUCAGCAGCCUCAACGCGGAGCUCACGGCGCCGCCCAAGACGCGGGACGAAGGGCGGGCGCAGUGGGAGGCGUACCUGCGGGACCGGUUCAUCCGCGGCGAGGACGAAGAUUUUGACUAUGCCCUGGUGGAUGAGGACGACCAGUACGAUGUGCUGGAGAGAGAGGAUAUGGAGGAGGCCUGGUUUGAUGAGGAGGAUCCCGGGUGGGUUGCUGCGAGUGGCGACGAGGAGGAGGAUGCCGGAGGUGGGAGGGGGAAGGCGCUCAGGGGGGAGACGGGGAUACAGGACUUCUGA